Molecule: messenger RNA, 946 nt
Organism: Panicum virgatum (switchgrass)
Lineage: Eukaryota; Viridiplantae; Streptophyta; Magnoliopsida; Poales; Poaceae
Product: pathogenesis-related protein 1-like
Exons: 1
Coding region: 74-784 (236 amino acids)
Cellular component (GO): extracellular region
Source: RefSeq, a predicted model, not a curated record
UCGCCCGCUCGCUACAAGAACACACCAUUCAUUCGCCUCGACCGACGGCGACGACGACGAGACAUUGAUCAUCAUGCGCCUCCACGCCACGAUGACGAUCACCGUGCUGUGCCUGCUCCUCUUCUCCGGCCGCCUCGCCGCGGCGAGCAAGUCCUUCGGCGGCGGCGGCGGCGGCUACGGGGAGAGACCGGCGGCGGCGGAACCGCCCCCGGAGAAGGCUUACGUUAACGCCCCGGAGGAGCCGGCGACGCCGUCGUCGUCCGAUGAGUCGGCAUCAUCAUCGUCUACUACCUCGUCGUCCGGCUCCAGCGGUGGCGGAGGAUACGGCGGUGGGCUGGACCCCGCCGGCGAGCCGGAGAACGGGAUGAACCAGAAGGCCAUCGACGACAUCCUCAGGGAGCACAACCUGUUCCGGGCCAAGGAGCACGUGCCGCCGCUGGCGUGGAACGAGACGCUGGCCAAGUUCUCGCAGCAGUACGCGGAGACGCUCAAGGGCCCCUGCAAGCCCGUGCACUCGACGUCGCCCUACGGCGAGAACCUCAUGUUCGGCACCGGCGGCAUCACCUGGAAGACCACCGUCGACGAGUGGAGCAACGAGAAGAAGAGCUACCACUACGGCUCCAACACCUGCGACCCCGGCAAGAUGUGCGGCCACUACACCGCCGUCGUCUGGAAGAGCACCACCACCGUCGGAUGCGGACGCGUCAAGUGCAACGACGGCGACACCAUGAUCAUGUGCAGCUACUGGCCGCCGGGCAACUACGACGGCGUCAAGCCAUUCUGAAUUUCUCAUCGAUCCAUCCAUCAUCUCCUCUUCUGAAUAUAUACAUGUAUAUAUAAUCCACCCACAUUAUCCAUCAUACUCAUCAUCACCUCCUACACUAAACAUUAUUAUUCUUAUCAAUUUGAACUACCAGCAAUAUGAUAUUCCGAUUGGUCGACGAAU